Molecule: messenger RNA, 635 nt
Organism: Hemicordylus capensis (graceful crag lizard)
Lineage: Eukaryota; Metazoa; Chordata; Lepidosauria; Squamata; Cordylidae
Gene: RPS15
Product: ribosomal protein S15
Exons: 4
Coding region: 143-580 (145 amino acids)
Biological process (GO): translation; ribosomal small subunit assembly
Cellular component (GO): cytosolic small ribosomal subunit; ribosome
Molecular function (GO): structural constituent of ribosome; RNA binding
Source: RefSeq, a predicted model, not a curated record
AGCGGAUGCUUUGGAGCCGCCCGAGGGCGCAGCUCUUCGCUGCCUGCCGUUCUAGGAGUCGAGCUCGAUUACAUCGCAGCUCUCGCGAGAUCCACGGCCAGCCGCGCGAGAUCGGCCUUUCCCGGCGAAGACUGCGGCCAAGAUGGCGGAAGUGGAACAGAAGAAGAAGCGGACCUUCCGGAAGUUCACCUACCGGGGCGUUGAUCUGGACCAACUCCUGGACAUGUCCUAUGAGCAGCUGAUGCAGCUCUACAGCGCCCGCCAGCGCAGGCGGCUGAAUCGUGGCCUGCGCCGCAAGCAGCACUCGCUCCUCAAGCGCCUGCGCAAGGCCAAGAAGGAGGCCCCGCCCAUGGAGAAGCCCGAAGUGGUGAAGACCCACCUGCGUGACAUGAUCAUCCUUCCAGAGAUGGUGGGCAGCAUGGUGGGCGUGUACAACGGGAAGACCUUCAACCAGGUGGAGAUCAAGCCUGAAAUGAUCGGCCAUUACUUGGGAGAGUUCUCCAUCACUUACAAGCCUGUGAAACACGGCCGGCCAGGAAUCGGGGCCACGCACUCAUCUCGUUUCAUUCCUCUGAAGUGAGCGAGGACUUGGGAAGAACUUUUCUACAUGUAAAUAAAAGCGUUUCCCAACCAUC